Messenger RNA from Centruroides sculpturatus (bark scorpion), 3101 nucleotides. RefSeq names its product zinc finger protein 883-like. Bases 279 to 2354 code for a protein of 691 amino acids. Lineage: Eukaryota; Metazoa; Arthropoda; Arachnida; Scorpiones; Buthidae. The transcript has a single exon. The record is from RefSeq and is a predicted model, not a curated record.
AUAAAUAUCAAAAAUUAUAGCUUUUACAUUUUCAAAUUCUUGAAACCAAACUAAAGUUUUUUCUGUUAUAUUUAAGUAAGGCGCUGCUUGAUUAAGGAAACCAAAAGCCAGAAUUUAUUCAAGCAAGCAGUGUAUUUUACUUUGAAUUUGAUUUCCUUUAUCAUUAAAGAAAUUAUUUUUUCAUACCACUUUACAUAAAUGAAAAGUUUAAAAUUUAUUUUACUUUGGACUUAACCAAAACUUACCAUCUGAAUUUGGUGUCUGUGUAAUAUAUUUAAAUGAUUAGUAUUGAAAGUUUGAAUAAUUUUUUUUAUUUUAUAGGAUUAAGAAAGCACAAAGAUGAGAUUUACAAUGGCACAAAGACUCCAAAAAAUAGAAAUAUAUACAUCUGUGGUGUGUGCAAUGCAAAAUUUUUCUCUCUAUCAAAAUUAACCGCACACAAGUGCAUUGACGAGGAAGAAAAAGAUUUUAAGUGUAAAUUCUGCCAAAAGGAAUUCUUUCAGCGUCAAACUUUCAGAAUUCAUAUGAAAAUCCACGGUGGACAGAAACACGUUCGGUGCGACUUCUGUGCAAAGAGAAGAUUUACUACGAGAGCUCUUCCAAUACAAAUGAGAUAUAGUUCUGCUCAAAUACUAAGGAAAAAGCUUCUGAAAUUAUGUUUAAAAAGAUUGUGGAUUAAAGAUAUCAAUGCUUUGAACUCUCAGUUAGAAAUAAAUAAAGACUUGAAUAUUGAAGAAAACAAUUUUACUCCAGAAUUAAUUUUCCAUCAAGAAACUCAUUUGGAAGAUAGCUCAUUUCAAUGCGAAAUCUGCAAUAGGUAUUUUAGACAGAAAUCUCAUUUAUCACAACACAAACUAUAUCAUUCCAAUGAAAAAUUGCAUAAGUGUCAGUUUUGUGAAGAGAGUUUUACAAAAAGAAAAGAUUUAAUGCAACACGCGAACUGCCAUUCAGAAGAAAGAGAAUAUAAAUGCAAAAUUUGUGAAGAAGGUUUUAAGAAGAAAUCUCAUCUAUUAAUUCACAAACGCAGUCAUUUUGUUGGUAAACUUUACAAUUGUGACAUUUGUGAGAAGACAUUUAAGCAGUUGUCUAAUUUAAAUUGUCAUAAAAGAUGCCAUUCUGAAGAAAGACCCUUCGAAUGUGAAAUUUGUCAGCAGAGUUUUAAAAGUUCAUUAAAUUUGACAUAUCACAAACUAAGACAUUCUCUAGAAAGACCUUUCGAAUGUGAAUUUUGUGGUAAAAAAUUUAAAGGUAAGAUGCAUUUAAUGAGACAUAAAAGCAGUCACUCUGUUUUCAAACCUUUUCAAUGCAAUCUUUGUAACAAAAAGUUCAGCAGUGGGUCAAAUUUAGUAACGCAUCAAAUUGCUCAUUCGAACGAGAGGCCUUUUCAGUGUGAACUCUGUAAGAAGAGAUUCAAACAAAAAUUGCAUUUAAUACGACACCAGAAGAGCCAUUCUAAUGAAAAAUCUCGUCUUUGUAAGGUGUGUGGGAAAGAUAAAACAGAGUUUUCUGACCACGAAAAGUGCCAUUACGAAAACAGACGCUAUAAGUGCGAGAUCUGUGAAAAAAGAUUUAAGAAAUCGUCUCAUUUAAAAGAGCAUAGAAGGUGCCAUUCUAGCAAGAACCCUUAUCAAUGUGAAUUGUGCCACAGGACGUUCAGAAAGAAAUGCAAUUUAGUACGACACCGUCACUAUCAUUCUGACGAGAAGCCUUAUGAAUGUGAAUAUUGUGGUAAGCAUUUCAAGUGCAUUCCAAAUUUAAACAGUCAUAAAAAGUGUCACAUGAAAGAUAAAUGCUUUCACUGCACUAUAUGCAACAUGAAUUUUCAAAAUCUGGAAGACCUGAAGCAGCAUGUACAAAGUCAUUCUGUGGAAGAACCUUUAGAAGAGGAGAUUUAUGAGGAAAAUUUGAAAGAUGAUAUAGAAGAAAACCUACAGGAUGAGAUUUACCAGGAAAUUUCUAAAGACAGCUUCUCUGAAGACGGCGAUGAUCCGAAGACUGAAAGUGACGAUUUGAAGAUGCAAAUUGAAACUCCCAUGUUCCAAUGUAGUUACUGUAAGAAAAGUUUCGAAGAAGUAAUGCUAAUGCUCGAUCACGAAAGAUCCCAUUACGGAAAGCCAAUGUCCCCAACCGAGAAAAUUGUACAGAAAAUAAAUUCGAAGAAGCGUAAGAAAGGCCGUGCCGAAGUGAAACUCCACCAAUGCGAGCAUUGUGAUAAAAGUUUUAAAUUCAAAAUGCAUUUAGUAAGGCACAUGCGGUAUCAUUUAAGAGAGAAUCUCUUUCACUGUAUGCUCUGCAGGAAAACUUUUAAAUCCAUGUCAAGUCUUAUAGAUCAUCAGAGUUUUCAUAUAGGAUGAAACUUCUGAAGGUUCAAGAUCCAAAAAACUCUUGCAAUCAAAUCUGAUUUAUUAUUUUGUUGAAGAAUAAAAAGAUGAAAUAUAAAAAGGGAUACAUGCUAAAUUUUUAAAACGAUACUGCAUGAUUAUAAAGUCUGUGCUAUUUUGAACUUUAAUAACUUCAGAUGUAUAUGUGAUAAUUCCUAUAUUAGUGCCCUUUUGUUUUCAGAUGCCAUGUGCAGCAUUUUUUAUUUGGGAUUAUGAAUUAUAGGUAAUGGAUUUUAGCAGGCAACAUUGUGGGGACAUACAAAAGACUUUUUUUUUAAAUAUACCAAAACUCACACCACUAUUGCAUUUUUAAUUUUAGUACCAAAACUCCACCAUUUUAUAAAAGUGUCAAUGUCUUUUGCAUGUCCUGAAGUGUCACCAUGCCAGAUUAUUUUGCAUUUGGACUGCUAAAUGUUUAUUCUCCCUGUGCAGCAUGGAAUAGGGGUACUUUACAAUUCUUUUGGAGACGCAACCGGUGGUGAAUGUUAGUUUGAAAUAUUACAGAACUCUUUGUCCCCAAACUGUAACAGUGGACUUUCAAAUUAUCUUUGUACAUCUUGUCACUAUAUUUUUUUGAAUGAUCUUUUCAAACAAGUGAAUCAGAAACUGAUUCAAUGUACUAAAUCCACUGAUCGUUUCAGUAGGACCCUGAGAUUGUCUAUAGUAUUUUUUCAAAACAAUGUUGAUUUUAGUAAUAAAAUUUGGUUUACCUGAUCUUUA